AUUUUUCCUUCAAAAAUCAUGGAUGAAAUUUGCUCGAAACCGAAACCACCACAAGAUGCCCAAAAGGAAGUCAAAGAAAUAGGCUUUGAGAAGCAGUUUUCAGUGCCUGUGAAUGGCAUACCCACGGAAAUCGUCUACCAUCGCUUUGGACGCAAGCGGCUGCUGGUCAUCACGCAGCUGGGCAAGAUUGCCGGGAUCUACAAUGUGAGCUUCGAUAUCAGCAACAAUCCCGCAAUGCUCAAGCCCGUGAAAAAUCCGGACUUCCACAUCUCGGUGCCGAUAACCAUCCAAAGCUGUCUGGGAGUAGACACGGUCGACACCGAUUGUGCCAUACAAUUUUUGGUCAAUAACACCAAGCUUUGGGAAUCGCCAAUGGACUUCGUUAUUUGCCUGGGCCUGAAGGUGAUCGAUACCCCCCUGCUGCACGCCCUCGCCAAAGUGCUGGACGAGGUUGUCCUUUAGCUUACAAAUAUACAUUACUACAGCUUAAUAAACGUCAUAGACCAGAA
Messenger RNA from Drosophila persimilis, 509 nucleotides. RefSeq lists its product as uncharacterized. The record is from RefSeq and is a predicted model, not a curated record. Lineage: Eukaryota; Metazoa; Arthropoda; Insecta; Diptera; Drosophilidae. Bases 19 to 462 code for a protein of 147 amino acids. The transcript has a single exon. Gene Ontology annotation, biological process: proteasome assembly.